UCAUCUCGCGAUAGUGAAAAAUUCAGUGUCUCGUUAUAAGAAAAAUAAUAAUGAUCGAUUGUAAGACAACGGGGGGAGGAAAGUUGCAUCGAAUUUGUGGUGAACGAGCGAGAAGCUUUGACGAGUUGAUUUGAAAAACUCUACGACAACGACGACAACGACGACGACAACAACAACAACAACAACAACAACAAAUUUCAAGAGUACAGCAGUUGAUGGAUCGAGCAAGCCUUUACCAAUUUUUGAACGUUCCAACCGCGAGAAACAAAAUAGCAAUGAUUUUAUCGGGUGUGCGUUUCCAAAUGCUUCGAGCGAGUGAGUUUUCUAUGCUUCUGAGAGUGUCACGAGUGCUCGAAAAAAGGGAGUUUCGUGGCCAAUAUUGACGCGUGAGGAUCGGAAGUGAAAGAGAGCGAGCUAUAUAUGCAUGCACGGAGGAUCGUACAGAGAUAGAGCUUGGCCAUGACGGUCGUACGUGUUUGAGCCACGAGCGUCAGGUGUCGCUUCCAUCGCGCCAACAACCCUCACUCACCGCUAGCAGCACCCUCUCGCUUUUCUCUCCCCUCUCUCUUGCUCUCUCGCUCUCUUUCCCUCGGCCCUUUUUCCACAUGACACACAGAGGCUUGUUUUGAGGCUUUUUGAGCUUUGGGAAAGAGAGGGACGUCGAUUCGACGAGGACUCGAGUUUCUUUCGCAACAUUUUUUGCCUCGAUGCCCUCUUUUUUCCGCCUCCUCCGUUUUUUCCUGGCGCACCGAGUCAGUCUUUCGCGCCUUGCGUGACUUUCCAUCUUUCGCUUCAUCCCCCUUAACACCCAUGGAUACAAUUCGGCUGAUUCUCAGGGUUUGCCCUGCUUGCAUUCUUUAGUACAACAAGCGGACUAAAAACGUUGGAGGCAGAUACAGCGGAGAGGCAUCGGUGCAGGGCCUCCGUGUACGAACUCGAAGGAAUGCCCUUUUUAACAUUCGCUUUAUUUCUCGUCUCGCGACACGAGCGUCCGCGUAGCUACGUACGAAUUCGAGGCUAAUGUUGUUGUCGUGGGAACAACAAGAAGGCGGGGUGGUGCGUGGUCCCCGAUGUAUUCCAUUUCUACCUCAGAUCUGUCAGUGCUGCCUCGAAUAUUUAGUUUCGUGAGAAACUAAACGGUGCGGUGGUGUCGAUGCUACGAAAUGGCUUAUUUUUUGCCUGUUUUUUUAUAAUUGUUCAAGCAUAAUUCCAAUCUGGUGGAAAAAGCAAGGCAAACAUUGAGAAUGUGCGCUGGGUGAGAGGGGAAAGGAGAGAGAAAAAAGCUCGACUGGCGCGAUACCGAGUGACGAUACGGUGGAAAAUAGCGUUAAACCGUGCUUCGAAGCACACGGGAGUGUCGCGUCCACCAUUUUGAGUGCGCGAGGUUAUUUCACCCCGUAUGUUGUGUGCUCCUCGCGAAACAUCCUUGUUUUGGUUUAUUUUUUCGCUUCUUUACUGCCCAACUGACGAGUUUUUCCGGUCACUUGAUACUCCAUUUCAUCUCAAAUUUAUAAAGAACAAAUCUAUUAUCUGACAAUCUGUUUGGCAAGAUUGGCAAAGGCAUAUGCGGCCGAGUGUGGGCUAGAGGAGGAGAGCUCGAGCUGGAGGGAUGUUUCUUUAGUGAAUAGUCGAUAAAAAUAAGAAUAAGGAAGGAUCGAAGAAACGAGUGACGCCACGGAUUUUUAGUGGAUAAGAGUGCAGAGUCGUAAGGCUGUGGUGUGUGCGUGCGUCUCCUUGCGCGUAUGCGUCAGUGUGUGCGUGAACGUGUUUAUUUUUUACGUUGGCGAAUGCGUUAGGACGUUCGACGAUGAUCGAUCGAUCAGCUGAUUCCUUUUUUUCUAUUCAAAUUUCAAGAAUUCUCCACGAAAGCACAACAACGCAGGAGGAUUAUUCUGAUUAAAAAACUCGCGACGAGAUUCAACGACGCGAUUUAUGCAGGGGCUGGAAAAUGAGCAACGUGAGAGCACUGGCUGACGGGUUAACGUCAAAGGCGGCUCUUUCGCAUACGUCGAACUGGAUAAUUGUCCCAAAAACACUCUCGUUCUAACGAAGCAGAAACAGUUUAUUUAUGCUCUCUUAUCGUGGAACGAUUGCCAGGCUCGGAUUUGCUUCCGAAGGCGUUUAACGGGAGUGCUUGGUAACAGCGGUGCUAUCUCGGUGCAGCAGAACAAAUUGUUUCGGAAAAUCCGUCGCGAGGCGAGAGGAUUCGGGGAAAAGACGAAUCGCCGAGGCGAUGGAACGAGCUUGUCCGAUAUCGUCGGAAUAACGCGACGCUUCCUCGAUUGACUCGAUGAUUUUUUUAAUAUGUGGCACCUCAUCUCGUGCUUCGCGGUCUCGAAAAACCCGAUGAGCUCCCUCACAACGAGCGCGAGUCGAGGGUUGGAAAUUUAAAAUGUAACAUGCUCGCGGAUAUCGAAUCGACGAUGAUUGAAAAAUAACAAACGAUGUACGAACGCUGUUUUUUUUUGUUGUUCGCAAAGAAUUCGAAUCAUGGAACAAAGGGUGGGAUUGGACGGAUUAAAAAUGUCCUCGAGGCUCCGGUAGCUCGCCGUAUUUUCCAACAUCUUCUCGCAUCCGAGUCCGAGUGUUGUAACAAGUGAUUUUCUUUCCGUUUCCGAUCGCCUUUAUUUUCAUCAAAGUGCUCCGAACCAUUCCUUUUACCGCGAUAACUCCGGAUUAUUCUCUCCCGCGGUCUUGCGGAACGCACUGUUUUUAAUGAACGGGCUGCUAGCCACGCGGGACCGUCAGUGAUAUGUGAGACUCGAUGCUCCGUCUUACGUAAAAUUCCUCACAUAAAAAGGGAUAAAGUCCAGUAUGUCCGAGAUGUCCAGUAACAACAACAACAACAAACACGUGAUUUUGAGUUACGUAAAAGUUUCGACGUAAUGGCGAUAUAAAGUUUUUCCGAUCGCCAAGUGCGCCUUUUCCAUUUCUUUUCUUCCGUCAAAGUGUCACCUCUCCGAUGUGUCUUUUGUGCCUCGACUGUUGUUAUUUUUUCUUCCGUUGAUUAUCGUCGAUCGCAUGAAGGAUUAAAGUGCGAGUUUACAGCUCGAUCGAUAAAACCUCAACCAUAGCGAAUAUCUGUGGCAUGCGUAGACAGCAGGAAAACUCGGGGCUCGAAGACGGCUGGAAGGGUGGCUCGGUCUACGGUAGCGCGGUAACAUUGGAAACUGGCACAACCGGAAAUUGUUAUCACGGGAGUGACGGGACAACGAGUUGCGGAGGAGAUCGUUGCACAGGGAUAAACGAAAGCCUCGUCACCGCCUCGAAGCGGUUCGAGGACCGGUGAGCACCGAUACGGGGCGUGAAACCCCGUUGCCUCGAUCGACGUCCAGCGACCCUACCAUCUGCGAUCGUCGACGAACAGCAGAACAGAUGUCCUGACAGCGGGCCACGGGCCACCAGGAUGCCGACAGACGACGACUAUGGCCGAAGAGAACGUCUCCUGUUGCACCAGCACCCCACCACGCAGUACGGACAGCAAUCGGCGACAGUAUCGUCACUGCCCUUAUCAUCAUCGAUAUUGUCAUCUUCAUCGGCAUCAUCAGCAACGACUCAACAGCAGCACACUGACGGUGCAAGUUCCGUUUCUACAAACGGGAUCGUUGGGCUGCCGAGUGGAAUUAUCUCGACGGACUGCUAUCACAAGCAACAACAACACCAACAACAGCAGCAGCAACAGCAGCAACAACAAGCACAACAACAGCAGUCCAAUCAGCGUAGCACUUCCUCGUCCUCGUCCACAUCCUCAACCUCGUCGAAUGUCGUUUCCUCAUCGAUCUCGUCGUCUCAUCAAGAGCGUUAUCAGAUCAACGAGAGGAUACAGCCGAACGAAGUUAUUAGCGAGUAUGGCGGUCGCAUGUCGCACGAGAGGUACGAAAAAGCGAGCGAAAAACAUCAGCAGCAACAGCUUUACGGGUCGAAACGGGACGAUAUCACCUCCAAGUACGGUGAUUCGUCGAUAUGCUCACGAGCGUCUCAAUCGAGCGAAGAUAACGCGAGAUACUCUAUUGGAUCGUGUCAGGAACAGAGACUCGGUCAAGCAACGUCAUCCUCCGUGCAGAUCGGUCACCACGGAUACGGAUCCGUCUCGGUUGCUACCGGUCGCUCCUCGAAUUCGUCAUCAACGUGCCAACCGACAUCGACGAUCGGCCAAAGCAGCAUUCUUGCCGAUCGUUAUUCCCGUUACACCGAAGCCAGUUCACUCUCCGGCGAGCAGAGACUCUCGCUCCAACCGGUCGAUCGUUUUCCACCGAUCAGCAGCGACUCGAUCGAGCAGCAGCAACAGCAGUCGCAACCACAGCCACAGCAGCAACAGCAUCAUUCGUACAAUCACGGGAGAUCGAGCGCCGCCUCGGGUUUAUCCGGUGACGAACGGAGCAACGGAAUGUCUAACGGUUCAAAGGCUGGAACGAGUACUACAAACGAGUACGCCAAUUCUUCGAUCAUCACGAGUAUCGGUAACGGAAACGGCGUCGUUGGUGGUUGCUCGACGAUUGCCACCAACGUAUUCUCACCGGAUACCUUUCCUUCGCCACCGUCGCCAGCACCGGCGAGCGAUCGGUUCGUGCCUCCGCCACCGCUCUCACCAAGCCCGAGCGAGAAGUACACCUCCUCCCAAAGUCUCAACGCUGUUUGUUAUUCUAGCUCUCCUUGCGACAGAAUUUUACCACCGGGCUCACCCAGUAGCCGAGACAGGUGUUACGUCACAGCACCGGCUUCACCGAUAUCCAAGGAUGCCAGAUACUCCACAAUGUCUUCCGACAGAAAUAGCCUCGUCUCCGAUCGCAUGCAGACGUCGCUGCACGAUCCCAAAGAGCACCAGCACCAACAACACCAACAACACCAACAAAGAUACAGCAUUACGUCGAACGAGAGGUUACUGUCUACGGCAUCGCCGGUACUCGGUGCUCUGCAGUCGAGGGAUCCCGAUACCACUCGGUGCAGUAUAUUCCAAGUCACUGGCAAUCUCAAAGAUACGAGCAGCGUCGGCGGGAUCACUUCGAGAUACUCGAUGUCCAGCGACCGGCUCGUGUCGUCAUCGCCGAUCAACGCUCCCGAGAGAUUCGCAACGAGCAGCAAAAAUCCAGAAAGAUAUCACAGCAACGAAUCACCGAGUCACGAGAAUCAGUCGCGUUAUCACCAUCGGCAGGAGCUUUCGUCGAGUUUGCACCACGAGCGUUACCCGGCUGGUUCUACCGUCGCUGACAGAUACCUCUCGAGUUCCCCGAACCCGGACACCGUUCACGGACGUUAUUCGUCGACGGAACGAGUCCUCGCCGGCUCGACGAAUCCCGACAAUGGGACGGCCCGCGAAUCGAGACGUUACUCGACCUCCGAAAGAAGCCUCGAGGGCAUAUGCCAGAAAUACGCCGAGAGAAGUGAAUCGAGAGUGUGCCCGAAUAGCGGCUCACCAGGAAACGCCAACGAAUACAACUGUAGCCGAUUUAUCGGUUUCCAAGAAGUCACGAUGCAGCCUCGAUAUCCACCCGAUCAGCGUUUCGGUGACAUCGGAAGUCUGCAACGAUACGUCGGGGCUCAGUCGGGCGGCAACGGUAACGUCGCCAGGCACGAGCAGACGAGAAACAACGACAGAUUUGGCUCGAGCUCGGUCAACGAGCGUUAUCUUUCGAACGCAUCACCGGGACACGACGCUCGUUUGGUCGGCAAUUCGGACGGCGGUGGCGGUGCCAGCGGCGGCGUUAGAUACGGUAAUUGUGGAUCCUCGACGGAAAGACUUCUCGCAUCAACGUCCUCGCCAUCGACCUCGGACACGGGGCGCUAUCAUCAAGCCUUGUACCAAACCGGUGGAGCUGGUAAUUGUGGCCAAACGAAGAACGAUCGUUACGGGCCUCUCUCACCGACACCCGAGAAUAAUCAGUCGAACGGGCGCAAUUAUUCCCAGCAAAAUUCGACGACGAAGAGCAACGGCAAUCCGCCGACGAACGACAAGUACAUACAGGUCUCCAAGUCGUUACAAGUAUCCUACGGGAGCGGGGAACGCUAUCAUCAAGUCGGCCAGUUGGAGGGGUUCGAGAGAUCGGGUCAAGACCGGGCCGGUGGUAGCUAUACGAUCGACAGAUACGGAAACCCCUCGAGCACCGCCAAUCCCGAUCUGCGGUAUCAGGCGAGCGGUAACACCGGGACUUUUCACACUCUCAAUCCCGACAGAUAUUCACCCGCUAGAGCCGGACAUCCGGACAAAUAUCUUUCCUUACCAAAGCCCAAAGACAAUUUUGUCACCGGUCGCAUUGUAACCUCGUGCUCGAGCCUGGGCGUCGGUACUUCUGCAAAUUCUUCGGUUUCGGGCACCGACAGAUCUUACGGGAGUAACGGGAGCUCCAGUUACGUACCGCCGAACGCUCACACACCCGUCGAACGUUACGUUCCUCAACCGCCGCCGGAAGUCCUGUAUCCCGAGAGAUACGCCGAUCGAUACGUACCACCCGCUGCUCACACCCCGACCGAUCGUUACAUCCCAGCCGCCGAUCCCGGUGAUCCGUACAUGAGACGCGAUCUCGGCUUUCACCACCAUUACCGGCUACCACCACCCGGUUAUCCUUAUCAUCAGACGCACUUCCGCUUUCGUAGCUUCGCUUACGCGUCCCCUGGACGCCACGGUGGGAGCCCUGGCUCCAGCAGCUCCAGCAGCUCCACCUCGGUCCAACGGGAAUUCUCCACUUCGCCGUUGCUUCGAUCCAAAGUGCGGAGCUCGACGAUCGAAGCCUGCAAUAACUCCGCGCGUCAAAUCAACGCGGCCAGUCAAGCUACCUGUUGCACCGAUCCUACCAGAAAUUGUUGCCCACCCGUUAGAAGAUCCGUGCCACCGGGUGCUCUGCCUUCUAUAUCCAAUCAGUCCGCACAUUCUUCGUGGCAACCUUCUCCAAGCUCAGGAACGACGGGUACGUCGACCGUUUCGUCGUCGGGUACGGAUGGCGAAAGCACACAGAGCAUCGGUAUGUACACGGCCGUUGGAGAGCCUGCUAAAUCGGAAAAAUCAACUUCGACAUCGAUUCCUACCGCCCCAAAGACCGUUGGUUCUUCGAACGUUGCUCCUGGAGCUAACACCAAUGGACCCAAUAUUACGAGGAGCGUUUCAGCUCCGGCAGGGCCGAGGCCCGCUGUUCAACCAUCAAUCAGCACCGGUGCUGCAACCACUCAGAGACCAAGGUUACGACGAAACAUGAGUCGAACCGAAGCACUUCGAAAUUACAUAAAGCGGGAGACUGCAACCUUCUUUGGGGUCGACGAGGAAUCGGAGGUUCUUGAGAAACAAAGAUGGCUCGAUCGACGGAGGCGAAUGGCAUCGAGAAAGUACGGAGCUCUGCUUCCCGAGUAUAAACCACCCGAUCCUGAUAUUACAAGAGACGUCCCGGAUUCAACCGAAAUACCAGAAGGUGUGACGUUGAGAAGAUGGCAGCAGCCUGUGAGGAGGAAAGAUUCAGUGGCUCGGAUGACGUUGUCGGGUCUCCACUACAUGGUCGAGACCCUGACGCGACAGAGACCCCGCGAAAGAUCGGUGACAAGUCCGGAAUCACGAAGUUUUCCACCGAGCGUGAUAUCUUCGAUAUCACAAACGGAAACUGCCCCUGUAAACGGCAGCGCUACCGUUGUCGAAGACGAUGGAGAGGAGGAAGCUUUCUUUUUAAGGCCGAUUCCAGCCGCGUUGGGGACCCCUGCGCCACCACCUCCACCGACGUUGGGCACAUCAGCUGUAACGUCGACAGCGGAUCCAUCGCAACAAAUUCAGACUGAUAAAGCUGAAGCAGUAGCAGCAGCACCGGUGCCGGAGGAGAAUGAAAGCAGCUCUGGUUUGGGAGCUCGCAUCGAGCCAAGCCUCGCGGGUUUGGAUCGCAAUCUUGCCGAGGAACUCGUUAGGUUUACACCUCACAAGGAAGACAGAUCGUCGGUGGACGGCCAACAAGUGAGAAGGCCACGAGCCAUCACGAGGGACCAUUAUACCUCGAGAACGACGAGUUGGCGCAGGUCGAGACAGCACAAUGGGAGAUCGAUCUGCGACCCCGGGGCAGGAUCGCAACAGGAGGCCGGUGUCAUUUUGCGACGCGAAUUGUCCGGCGGUACGAGAAUAUCACCGAGUACCAUCGAUCGAGUGUUCGACAACAGCAAUCGACGUCAAUACGGGAUGGGAAUCGUCGGACGAGUUUUUGGGAGAUCAUUCAGAAAGAGCGUUGUCCACAAACCGGACGUGAGGAAACAAUUGGACGACAUCGAGGAUCACAGGCCUUUUUUCACGUACUGGAUAACAACAGUUCAAGUUUUUAUACUCAUAAUAUCACUCGCCUGUUACGGCUUCGGGCCCGUUGGACUCGACCUCAAUCGACGAUCUGGACACGUACUCGUAACGAGUUUGUCCCUGCAGCAAGUGGAUUACGACGAGCCAGCAAACUUUUGGCUCGGUCCAAGAGCCGCUGAUCUUAUACAUCUCGGAGCCAAAUUUGGGCCGUGCAUGCGUCGGGACUUCAAGAUACUCAACGAGAUCGAUGUUUGGCGGGAGCGAGAACGAGACACCGCGUGCUGUAUAAGAAACGACGAUUCGGGGUGCGUCCAGUCCAGCAAGGCAGACUGUUCAAUCCGUGGACUGAGAUCGACUGUAACGAACACAAUAUCAACUUGGAAGAAGUGGGGACCGGGGGACAGUGGACCGGGAGGACGCAUAAGUGGGUCUGUCUGCGGACUCGAUCCAAAAUUCUGUGACGCCCCUGCCAGUGUCGCUCCGUACGAGUGGCCGGAUGACAUCACCAAGUGGCCGAUUUGCCGCAAAACUAAUCCGUUCAGUCAGAGAUUCAGAAGCAACAAUGCUCACCAACAAGGGAACAACAAUUUUCCUGUCGGUCGCUACAAGGACAAAAUGGCUGAGCACAUGGUGUGCGAAGUGAUCGGUCAUCCUUGUUGCAUCGGUAUUCACGGAAUGUGUCGAAUAACGACCAAAGAAUACUGCGACUUCGUUCACGGUUAUUUUCACGAGGAAGCCUCGCUGUGCUCCCAGGUCGAGUGUCUACACGAUGUCUGUGGCAUGAUACCGUUCCUCCAUCCUGAGUGGCCCGAUCAGUUUUACCGAUUGUUCACCACGACUUUUCUUCAUGCCGGAAUCCUUCAUCUCGCCAUCACCUUGCUCGUUCAAUAUUUUCUAAUGCGCGAUCUCGAGAAACUCACGGGAUCAUUGAGAAUAGCGCUCAUCUACUUCGUCGGAGCGUUGGCUGGGAAUCUCGCGAGUGCGAUUUUCAUUCCCCAUCGAGCAGAGGUUGGACCCGCCGGUGCCCAUUUCGCUCUCCUAGCGACCCUGGUCGUCGAGGUACUGAAUUGCUGGCCAAUGCUGAAGCAUCCGAGAAGGGCGUUGUCGAAGCUGAUAAUGAUACUCGUGGCUCUUUUGGUGUUGGGUGUAUUGCCGUGGGUCGAUAAUUACGCCCAUUUGUUUGGUUUUAUAUUCGGUUUCCUCGCGGCUUACGCGCUGAUGCCGUUCAUCUCAUUCGGCACUUACGACCGCCGUCGUAAGAUAUUGCUCAUAUGGAUAUGUCUCGUUCUAAUAAUCGGCCUUUUUGCACUUUUACUCGCCCUCUUCUACAACGUGCCCGUAUACGAGUGCGAAAUAUGCAAAUUGUUCAAUUGCAUACCGUUCACCCGGGACUUUUGCGCAUCCCAGAAUAUUAAUUUCAAGAAGGAAGAGCCCGUAUGACACACGGGGCCGCGGUUACCAGUCGAGCGCCAAGUACCGUUCGGCCCCCCAAUAAACGCUCGUCAACGUAACGCACACAUCUCGAGAUCAAUCAUAGCAUUCGUGAAAUAUCAUUUUCCCGAUGCUACCAUCAUCGUCACAGCGUUUCUCGCGGUUACGAUUUCCUCGACUUUCAAACGAUAAAACAUUAUGAUGAAACGAAAAAAAAAAAGACAAAAAGCAAACAAACAAAAUCCCAGAGUAAGAUAAUCGUCGUCGCGGAAGAAACGAUGCAGAACACUCUCUGCCGAAUGAGAUUAAAAGUAAAGAAACAAAACAAAAAAAUGAAAAAAAAAAUGACAAGUGCGCCGAAAUUGAAUCCAAAUCAUUUGCGUACACAAUCCGACGAUAGUGAAUUUAAAAUGUACAGUAACAAACGAAAUCAUCCCCUCUCUACUGCCAUUUGAAGAAGAAAAAAGAUUAAGAACGAAUAAAUAACAACAAACAAUGUUAAUUCGCGCUUGUUCAUCGAGCAUGGAUAUUGUAAUGCCUUAAAUAAAAAUUAAAAAAGAAUGAUAAACCAAAAUAUAUAUGUAUAAAUUGACAUUGAAAACAAAGAAAAAAAACAAUGCAAUAGAAAGCAAGCGUGACGUUGAAGGACUAUUCGAUGGUCGCGAAGUAUCGAUCGACCGUUGUGAGAGUGAGAAAGAGAACUGUUUUUCGAAAUGGUGGAAAAAUAAUGUUAAUUCGUAAUUUCAAUAAAAAAAUAAACAUUGUACAUAUACUUAGGCUCGUAUGGAUUUACGUGACCACGUGACAUACACACACACACAUAUAUAUUUAUAUAUACAUAUAUGCAUAUACUUCUAUCUGUAUAUGUAUACAUACGUAUAUUAUAUAAAUAUAUACAUAUAUAUAUAUAUAUCUGGACUCUCGAAUAAUCUCGUCGAUUCUGUGAACCCGUUAUGCGACCACGGUGGAUGUUGCCUUAUAAUGAAUUUUCGUUUCUUUUUUUUUUUUUUGUUAAUUUAUCGCAGUUUCAGGUUCGAGCGAAUGUGAUGGCGCGUCAAUGCGUGAUGCGUGUAUUAUUGUAUGAUUAUUCGUCGAUAGGCCAUGAAACGAAGAACCUGAAUUUUUAUGUACUCGACUGAUUUUUUUUUAUACUCCUCUGUUUCCUUGUCGAUCGCAUGUUCUCCCCUGACCUUUCGUCACUUUUUUUCUCCGUUUUGUCCAUUCAUACUUGCGACUAAUGUCGACAUAUUUUAAUCGUCCCUCGUACAUCCAGAUCCUCGAAUUUUUUCAUGACUUCUGUCAUCAUCUACGUUUUAGUGCCUUUGCAAAAGUUGCUAGAAUCGAAAAAAAAACGGAGAGAAGCCAUCGGAUACCUUCGGAGAACUUGUAGACGAUUUCUUUGGGAUUAUCUUCUUCCUUCGAUCAUCGAUGUUAGAACGUACUAAAAAUUAUCACCAAUUGGACCCAUCGCGUUAUGUGAAAAAGAGGAUGCGAUCGAUAACGAUAUCAAGUUUGUGAAAAAAAUCAGUCUGUACAUAAUCUACGUUGUAAAUGAUAAACUCGAACGAACUGUGUAUAUAAACGUGACCCUCUCAUUCAUUGUGUGUAUCGAUUGAUCGAAUAAGUCGUGAGCGAAGCUAUCUUGCAGGAGGAGAAAAUCGGUUGGGGUGAAAAUCGUUAGAAUCGGAAAGCGCAACGAGAUCGAGCGACCUCUUUCAAUAUUGGAAAGAUAAUGGGACAUGAAAGGAGAGAAAAAAUCAUGAUACGACGCGGGAAAACAAACGUUGGAAUGAAAAUAAUUUUUUUAUUAACAAAGUAUGAACGACGUGUGUAAUGUUAAAAUAAUUCUCAACAGACUAAGAUCGGAAAGGAAUGGUUGUAAAUAUAUGAAAAAAUCGUACAGCAAGAAAAAGUUGGUGGAAAACCGAAUGUACGAGCAAGUCUUGUGAUCGGAACGCGCUUUCAUAGAAACAAAAAAUUAGGAUUUUUCAGUCGAAAAACCUUUAAAUACGAGCAACAAAGCGAAACGAUUGAACGCGUGUCUUUUUUUGUUUAUUAGAGAACAAACUUCUAGUCCCAUAAUUUUUAGUGAUAAAGAUUUCAUACAAGAACGAAGAAUCGAUCGAGCUCUAAAUAUUCAAGAAAAAAUGACAAUGCAUAAAUUUCGAUUGCUUUUGGGAUCACAGAUUUUGAAUUUAUCUCUUUUGCUCGCAGUUAUUCAUUGGAGCAAGUGAAUUUAAGCAUUUACAUUGAAUCACCUUGGUGAACGACGGAAUUGAAUUUGAAAGAAGAAAAAUAAUGAAAUCUGUCGGGAGAUAAUUAUUCUAUCUCGAAAUAUUACGGAGAAGACUUGUUAAUUUUGUAGGUAGCUCUUGUAUUUGAAGCGAUAACUUGGAUUUUUAUCGGCUAUUCGCUCAACGAAUUUAUUAGCAUAAUAUUUUGGCGUUUUUAUAAUCAUUUUCAGCUACUGAAAAUAAUGCUGCAAUAAUCGAGUAAAUUCGUAAUUGUUGACUCAAGAUAUAAGUCAAUUGAUAUUUCGUCACCGAAUAAUUUGGUCGUUGUUAUUGUCGUUUUCCUCCUUAAUUCUAUGUUUUAUGCCAAGUUAAGCCAAUACUGUGCAUGAUUUGUGAUAAUUAACGUUGGCUGAAAAAAACAGCGAAAGAAAGAAGGAGUGAAAAACAAAUGUGCCACGAAAUGAUCAGGUUGAUACGUAGUGUUAAAUAAUGUUGAAGCUGCGUGUCGUUUGAAUGAAAGAAACGAGGUGUUUCGGAGGAAGCGAGUAUGGACAUUUCAUUUCAAAUUUUAUUAUCAUUAUUUUCUCAUUCCCCAAGAUCAACCGAUGAAAGUAACUUUUAGAUGAGGGAAAAAAUGCUGGUUAACGAAUUUCGUAAUUGCUGCGUGCUCGAAGUUUCACUCUAAGAACGAUAAAGCCACUUUGUUGAUUUUCAAAUAGCAAAACAAAACUGAAAGAAAAAGAUGAAGGAAUAUACUUUUUUUGAAGAAGAAAUCAAUAGCCCGGAAGGAUUUGCCGAAACGAAGACAAAAGUCGUCAUCCGAAAUACAAACGAUCCAUUGCUCCUCGAAUUACUUGGCAAUUAUGCAAGAAUGCGAACGUACAGAGAGAGAGGGAGAGGGAGAGGGAGAAAAAGUGUGCAGUGAUGCGAAUUAUCCUUAUUACUAUUAUGAAAGAAUAUCCUGGUGUGAAAAUCGAAAUAAAAUCACUAUUUAAAGUAUCCAAAUGAAAAUUGAAGGCUCGAGAGUGAUUGGCAGUAUCGAAUUUCUCGCCGAGACACCAAGUUUUCGUGCGUGAAAUAAUCUCGUGGGGUGAAUCGUUCGCCCUUGAAGAGCAGCGAAUAUUUUUGUCGAGAAAGAGCUAGCGAACAAAAGACACGAAGAUGAAAAUCGCGAAGAAAGCGAGUUUGUGAAUUCGGCCUGGAUUGAACCUGUACAUAAAUCGUAUGCGUCGAAAGAAAGAAAAAAAUGGACCAAGGUUGAAUCUAUAAUAGAGAAACAGAAGAAAAAAACAUAAAGUAAAAGGAAAAAAAGAAUUUUGUGUUACGUCGAACGUGCGACGUUCGGGAUGAAAAACAAAAAAGAAAUAUGAACGUGCACAUGAACACAAAAUCUCCGAAUAAAUCUCGCGAUCGACAAGCUCGGUAGAUAGGACUUUAAGUAAAGGUACAAUUAAUCCUAAAAUAAUAAUAAAUAUGAUAUUAAGAUUAAUGAUAAUAAUGAUAAUUUCACUGACUUGAAAUGGCAGAUGAGAAAAAAAACUUUGCCAAUUUGAUGAAUUUCGAGGUUGGGUAUAACGACGAGAAAUGAUACGGACCACGUUUUUUUUCCGCAUACGUUCGGAAAAAGCCCGUGUACAAGAAAGAGCGAAUAGUAAGAGGAACGAGGUACAAUUCCUUCGGCUUGAUAGUAUUUUUAAGGUACAUUCCCACCGUGGUCGCGCGGUGUUAUUUUUCUGUAUCCCUGUAUCUAUAUUGCGAAUUAUUAUGUAAGUUGAAUAAAACCACGACGAACGACAAAA
Messenger RNA from Venturia canescens, 13718 nucleotides. RefSeq lists its product as uncharacterized. Lineage: Eukaryota; Metazoa; Arthropoda; Insecta; Hymenoptera; Ichneumonidae. Gene Ontology annotation, biological process: regulation of epidermal growth factor receptor signaling pathway; regulation of protein secretion. The transcript has 16 exons. Gene Ontology annotation, molecular function: serine-type endopeptidase activity. Gene Ontology annotation, cellular component: endoplasmic reticulum membrane. The coding region runs from base 3407 to 9694 and encodes 2095 amino acids. The record is from RefSeq and is a predicted model, not a curated record.